This is a messenger RNA of Dreissena polymorpha, 1241 nucleotides long. Its product is annotated as synaptonemal complex central element protein 2-like. Bases 196 to 663 code for a protein of 155 amino acids. Lineage: Eukaryota; Metazoa; Mollusca; Bivalvia; Myida; Dreissenidae. Gene Ontology annotation, biological process: synaptonemal complex assembly. The transcript is spliced from 4 exons. Gene Ontology annotation, cellular component: central element. The record is from RefSeq and is a predicted model, not a curated record.
GUCAAAUUCCCGCGCAGAUGUCAAACUUAACGUCGUCUGCUGCGUAUGGAUUUUUUUACUUGUUCAUCGUUUCCGGUCAAACGAGAAAUUGUUAACGCAACAAAUGUCAAACUUACGAAGAAAAACAAUCACAUGCUAUGAAGUAACAUGCUAUUAAACAGUACCUGUACCUUGUAGAAAUUCUAAAACAUAAAGAUGGAAAAAGAAGACAGUCAUGGACAUUCUAGGCAACAGCAAAAAUCUACAGAACACAGAACAAGGACAUCAGAAGAAGAUGCACAUAAUCUUCCAGCUGAGCAGUGCCUUGCCAAGUUGUAUGCUUGGCUUCAAGAGCCCAUGGCAGAAAAGCCAACAGCUAAAUACAUUGCUGACACUGCACAGCGGCUUGUGGCUGACCUGAAUGACAAGAGAAAUAUUGAUAGUCAGCUACUGGAGAGUUUUAGGCAGUCAUUGGAACAGGAGACCGCCCGGAUGUUGGAGACUGUACAGCAGCAGAUGUACCAGUCAUACGAGGCGCAGAGUGCCAUGGUGGACCAGAAACUGCAGGAGCUGUUUGCCUGCCUGGACACGAUAUCAGCCACUGAGGCUGAGCUAAACACAUUCAGAGGGUCACUGAAAAAUCUCUAUCAAGAGAUGCAUGCAGCGGAUUUCUCUGAGCUCUGAAAAAAAGUUUAUUUUUUGCGUGUGUAGUGUCAUCCAAAAAAGCCUGUGUAGUUUGCAGAGACGAAAAUCAAGUAUACGUGGAAAGUGUUGUCCCUGUGCUUGUGCUGACUGCACAGGCUAAUCUCAGAUGACAAUUUACACACUUUGAUUAAGUCCUGUUUAUUUCUGAGUGCUGUUCAAAUAAAUGUGCAGUUUUGUCUUAUAGAUACAGUAGCGGUUCACUUUGUUUGCUGCAAAGCCGAAAGGGUGUGUUGAAAAGAAACAAAAAAAUCCUGAAUUGCAAUCAAUUAUAGAUAUUGAAAGUAAGCUAUAGUGUCCAAGUACAUAUCCAGGCUUAGUUGUGUGGGAUGUUAUAAAGACUUACAUAUUGUUGAUUCUGAUAGUUUUACUUAUAAAGCAGGUUGAUAGCAUAUUAUAUUCAGAUAAAAUAUAACGUGAGAAUGAGUUACAUAGAAAUUGACGAUUUAAUAGAUUGUACUGUUUUUGUUCCAAAAAAUUCUCAUGACCUGUUUCAUGUUAUUUGUAGAGUGUAUUCAAUACCCUGUGUUAUUGUUUUGAAAUAAAUGUGGAUAUUGUUA